Andrographis paniculata is the source of this 1132-nucleotide messenger RNA. RefSeq names its product receptor-like protein 44. Gene Ontology annotation, molecular function: protein binding. The record is from RefSeq and is a predicted model, not a curated record. Bases 81 to 896 code for a protein of 271 amino acids. The transcript has a single exon. Lineage: Eukaryota; Viridiplantae; Streptophyta; Magnoliopsida; Lamiales; Acanthaceae.
CACAAUUUAACCACUCCACCCCCAAAUUCCUGCCAUGCACCCCCACCCCUCCCACUAAACAAACCUCGCCGGCGGCGCACAUGGCUAUUUGCCGGGGACAUCUACUGGCUGCGGCGGCGGCGGUGGUGCUGUACUUCGCGGCGGCGGACCCGAACGACGAGCUGUGCUUGACCCGGCUGAGCGAGUCCCUGGAGGAUCCGACCCGAAAAUUGCAGAACUGGAGUAAAGCUACCUUCGCAAACCCUUGCCAGGGAUUCAAUUCCUUCCUCCAGGGCGCCACCUGCAACAAUGGCAGAAUCUACAAGCUCUCCCUCCCCAACCUCUCCCUCAAAGGCACCAUCUCCCCCUUCCUCUCCAACUGCACCAAUUUGCAGGCCCUCGACCUCUCCUCCAACCAGAUCGCCGGCGACAUCCCCGCCGACUUACAGUACCUCGUCAAUCUCGCCGUCCUCAACCUCUCCUCCAACCGCCUCGCCGGCGCAAUUCCGCCGCAGCUCGCUCUCUGCGCCUACCUCAACGUCAUCGAUCUCCACGACAACCGCCUCUCCGGCGCCAUCCCGCAGCAGCUGGGGUUGCUCGUCCGCCUCGCCGUCUUCGACGUGUCGAGCAAUGAGCUGUCCGGUCCGAUUCCGCCGACGCUCGGGAACCGGACCGGGAAUCUGGCCCGGUUCAAUGCCAGCUCCUAUUUGGGGAACAAGGGCCUGUACGGAUACCCUUUGCCCCCCAUGAAGAGCAGAGGUUUGUCUGUUUUGGCCAUUGUCGGAAUCGGACUUGGGAGUGGCUUUCUCAGCCUUGUCCUCAGCUUCACCGCCGUCUGCAUCUGGUUGAGAUUUACAGACAAGAAAUUGGCCGAUGAAGACGAAGGCAAGAUCAGCCAAUUGAUGCCUGAUUAUUGAUUCAUUAAUUAAUUCAUUACUGCAGAUUAUAUGAUCAUUUCUUUUAGAGAUAAUACUUGCUAUUGAUUCAAUUAAUUUUGCAGGUAUGUAUGCUUAGUUAAUAUAAUGAUUAAGAAAAUUAGCACAAGGGUGUGAUCACAUGGGCUAAUGAUGACCAUAAACAUCAACAAUGUCUUGUUUCUUUAUGCUAUUUAUCUUGCUGACAUUUUUAUGAAAGUUAUAUUGUCAGUCUCUCU